GUUCAAUGAAAGAUUCAUCUAAAAAUUGCAGUAUAUUUUUGUUUUCUAGUUAAAAAAAAAUCUACCCAGCAUUAAAAUCAAAACAAUCGAGCUGUUUGGUUCUUUCCCUAUUUGUACUUUUGUUUGAUUUCUUAUUUUGUAAUGGGAGUAACUUUGAUGCUUAUUUUUCUUUCUAAAAAGCAAGUAGAUCACUAGAUUGGAUCAUAGUUGCCAGAACUGAUUACUGGGACCAUAAAACGCCCAUUUGAAAACUUUGGUAAAGGUGUCUGUUACUUGAUUCUCACUGAGAUGCCAGAUGAGCUAAGGCGAGUUGAUUUCGAUUUUUAAAUACCCCAGAUGCAAUUUUAUAUUUUCUCUGUUUUCACAAUCUACGUUUAUUCCUGAAAGAAAACGGUGGUUGUUUGACUAUCACUCUUACCUACCGCCAUUGGAGACUGGAGUUAAUCUUAAGCAAUGGUUCUUGGAUUGAGGUCAAAGAACAGCAGAAAGGGGGGUUCUGUUCAGGUUGACUUUAUCAUAUAUGUAGAGGAUCUUAAGCCAUGGCCUCCAUCACAGUCCCUUAAAUCUGUCCAGUCUGUGUUGUUUGUCUGGGAAAAUGGUGAGGAGAGCUCGGGAUCCUUCGUGUCCGAUGUUGGAGAUACCAGCAUUGAAUUCAACAAAUCAAUCACUCUCCAAGUGACUUUGUGCCGAGACAAAAAGGCUCCAGAUAAAUUCCAGAAGAAUAUAUUGGAUUUUUACUUUUAUGAGCCUCGGAAGGAUAAGGCAAGUAGAGGCCAACUCCUGGGGACUUGUGUGAUUAACCUUGCUGAUUUUGGGGCUACUGAGAAGGCUAUCAGCAUUUGCACUCCAGUGAACUGCAAAAAGAGUUCGAAAAGCUCGGAACAGCCAUCCCUGUUUAUUACAAUUAAUUCGUAUUACAGUGGAAGCACAAAUUCAUCCCCAAAACCAAGCUUCUCAAAAGAAAAACACAAUGACUAUGACGGACAAACAUCUGUUGCAGAUGCAUUGAACGAAGAAAAUGAUGAUGAAUGUGAGAUUGCCGAUUUCACUGACGAUGAUGAUGUGUCAUCGCGCUCAUCACAAAAUGCCUCAUUUUCUACCUUUAAAAGUUCAAGUGGUCCACCUUCUCGACCCUCAAUGAACAGAGUUGAUACAACAAUUUCAGGUCUGGCUACUGCAGCUCCAUUUGCUAAUAUUUUUCGUGAAGAUUUAAGAAGUUCAGAUAGAAGCAUUACUUCGAUGUCCUCAGAAAGAUCAUCCUUGAAUGCUGAAAAAAACACUAGAAAUGAUAAUAGUUCUUACACCAAAUUUUAUGAGAGAAGCAUGACAUCUGUCCCAAAAAAGAAUGCUCACCCUGUCGCCGAAUCUUCUUCUUCAUUCACAAGUUCCCUAGGUCCAAAUGGGAAGCCAACAAGCACCAAAAGAUGGUCUGAUCAGCUACAACCUGAACAAGAUGCUGAGCUCUUGGUGGAUGAAGUUCAGCAUUUCUCAGAAAUGAAAUUGGCUACUAACCCUUCACCAGAUGCAUGGAGAAAAAGUAACCGGAGGAGUGAGACUCUAAAUUCAAACAAGAAAGAAGAUGCAGUUCAGGGAUCUAACAGUGCAGAUGGAAAACUGAAGCACUCCAAGUCUCUUCAGCCGAACAACUUGGCUAACAGAAAUACAUUUCUUGGCGGGAGCCAUAAUAAUACAGAAAAGACAGUAUCGCAUAAGUCAUCACAUGGGCUUCCUGAUCGUAAGAAUGAUUGGAAGCACAAAGUUGAGAUGCUUGAGGAAGAACUUAGGGAAACUGCAGUUCUUGAGGUCAGCCUUUACUCUGUUGUUGCUGACCACACAAAUUCUUCAAACAAGAUCCAUGCUCCAGCUCGUCGCCUCUCUAGGUUUUAUCUUCAAGCUUGCAAGAUGAAGUCUCGAGAUAAACAGGCAAGUGCUGCAAGAGCUGCCAUUGCAGGUUUAGUUUUGGUUUCUAAAGCAUGUGGGAAUGAUGUCUCCAGGUUAACUUUUUGGUUAUCCAACUCAAUCGUGCUGAGAGCAAUUGUUAGUCAGGGUACUGUAGACAUGUCACAUAACAGCACAAGUAAAUCUGGUACAACUGGAAGGUCUCAUAAGCAAAGAAACGAUAACUUUUUCACAAAAGAAUCGAAGAAAAGCCUAAAAGAAGAAGAUACUGACUGGGAAGAUGUGACCACUUUUGUGUUUGCACUUGAACAACUUGAAGCUUGGAUCUUCGCUCGAAUAAUUGAGUCUAUGUGGUGGCAGACUUUGACUCCAUAUAUGCAAAGCAGUGUCCCUACAACCAGUGAUAAACCUAUGAUCUCUAAUUCUAAGAAGGGAAGAAAACCAGGCUUAGGAGAACAGGAGCAAAAUAACUUCUCAAUAGAGCUAUGGAAGAAGGCUUUUAAGGAUGCUUGUGAAAGGCUGUGCCCAGUUCGGGCAGGAGGAAAUGAGUGCGGCUGUUUGCCAGUGCUGGCAAAACUGAUAAUGGAACAAUUGGUGAGUAGACUGGAUGUGGCAAUGUUCAAUGCAAUCCUACGUGAAUCAGAUGAUGAAAUGCCAACAGAUCCUGUGUCUGAUCCUAUUAGUGAUGCUAAGGUCCUUCCAAUCCCUGCAGGGAAAUCAAGCUUUGGUGCUGGUGCACAACUUAAGAAUGCGGUCGGGAAUUGGUCUAGAUGGCUUUCUAAUCUAUUUGGAAUUGAAGAAAAUGAUCCUCCUCCCAGGAGCAACAAUAAUCUUUUGGAUGGCAAGCAACUAGGGCUCUCCAAGCCCUUCAGACUUUUGAAUGAGUUAAGUGAUCUGAUGAUGCUUCCAUGUGACAUGGUGGCUGAUUCACAAACCAGAAAAGAAGUUUGCCCGAGAUUCUCUCCCACUCUGAUCAAGAGGGUUCUUAUCAAUUUUGCCCCUGAUGAGUUCUACCAAAAGCCAGUUCCCGAAGAAGUUUUUGAUGCCCUUGAUAAUGAGGAUCAUGUGGAUGAAAGUGGAGAGUGCCUCAUUAGCUUUCCUUGUAGUGCUGCUCCCAUUGUCUACUCAUCUCCUCAUGCAGCUUCAGUCACCACUGGGACCAUGGGAGACGUCGGGUCUCUAACAUUAUCACACAUCGGAUUGUCAAUUUUAAAAAGAUCAUACACUAGUGACGAUGAGUUGGAUGAGCUUGACUCACCCUUGUCUUGUAUUAUGGCUGAUAGAUCUCGGGAUUCAUCUUUAAAAAAGAUUGACUGGAAAACCAAUGGCAAGGGAAGCCGAAAUAUUGUUCGGUAUCAACUACUCCGUCAAGUAUGGAGAGACGAAGAACAAUGAACACUGCUGUGGAAAAUUUGUUGAGAUAUGUUCCCUUUGAACUACAUUUUUGAGAGGGAUCCCACAACGCACUUACUAACCCUUCCAUUUAGCAUUUUAGAUGAAGUGUAGAUGGUGCUGUUUAUAUUUAGAUGAAAUGUCUUGUAAGAUAUAAUGUUUACCACGCUGAUCGAAUUGGUGCUAUGUACAAAAGUUUUACGAAAAACACUUGCAUUGCAAAUUUAUUAUUUGGUCCGUGCUAUUCUCAUUGAUUAAAAAAAUCAAUACAAUAUCAUAGUCUU
Molecule: messenger RNA, 3575 nt
Organism: Cuscuta epithymum
Lineage: Eukaryota; Viridiplantae; Streptophyta; Magnoliopsida; Solanales; Convolvulaceae
Source: the annotation of a GenBank genome assembly